AUGGUGCCGGGCUCGUUCUACGAAUGCAUCGGAGGCCCAUUAAGCGCCGGUGGCGGUGUUUCUCGUCGUCCAGUGGUUGAUAUUACGCCCGCGCGUUUGGGCUCCAAGUACCCAGCGCAGCAAUUGAACUACCCAUGGGGCUUCAGAUAG
Molecule: messenger RNA, 150 nt
Organism: Pyrenophora tritici-repentis Pt-1C-BFP
Lineage: Eukaryota; Fungi; Ascomycota; Dothideomycetes; Pleosporales; Pleosporaceae
Source: RefSeq, a predicted model, not a curated record